ACUGUUCAUAUUUCCUAUGUACCUUGACAUUAUGGCUACAUUAUAAAGCUACGUAAAAACAGAGGCGCAUUUUAUACAAUUUUUUUUCUCACACCCCUGAUGAGACGCGUAAGCAAAUUAGGUAAAUGCGCCUCGCUGUGGUCAUUAUGAGCCAUCACAUGGUCAUUUUGAGUUGCCCGCCAACACACACCGUACUUACGUCAUAACAAGCAUGUUAGCCUGAGGAGUGUGUGUGUGUUACUUGUGACCUGUCCUAGCAAACAUGUUUGUUGCACGCAGCAUUGCAGCAGAUCAUAAAGAUCUAAUUCAUGAUGUAUCGUAUGAUUUUCAUGGCCGGAGAAUGGCGACUUGUUCCAGUGACCAAAGUGUAAAAGUUUGGGAUAAAAGUGAGAAUGGAGAGUGGCACUGCACUGCCAGCUGGAAGACUCAUAGUGGAUCAGUGUGGAGAGUGACCUGGGCUCAUCCAGAAUUUGGACAAGUUCUCGCUUCAUGCUCCUUUGACAGGACAGCUGCUGUUUGGGAGGAGAUUGUAGGAGAGUCAAAUGACAAACAGAGAGUGCAGAGCCACUGGAUAAAAAGAACCACACUUGUGGACAGUCGAACAUCAGUGACUGAUGUGAAAUUUGCUCCCAAACACAUGGGCCUUAUGCUGACCACAUGUUCUGCGGAUGGAGUGGUGAGGAUCUAUGAAGCUCCAGAUGUCAUGAACCUCAGUCAGUGGUCCCUGCAGCAUGAAAUCUCUUGCAAGCUCAGCUGCAGCUGCAUUUCUUGGAACCCCUCCAGCUCUAGGGCUCACCCGCCAAUGUUUGCCGUGGGAAGCGACGACAGCAACGUGACAUAUGGUGGCAAAGUUCAGAUCUAUGAAUACAAUGAAAACACAAGGAAAUAUGCCAAAGCAGAGUCUCUGAUGACCAUCACGGAUGCAGUCCAUGACAUUGCAUUUGCUCCAAAUCUGGGACGAUCUUUCCACGUCCUCGCUAUUGCAACAAAAGAUGUCCGGAUCUUUAAGCUUGUCCCUCUAAGGAAGGAAAGCACCUCUACAGGAUCCACCAAGUUUGAGGUGCAGAUUGUCGCCCAGUUUGACAACCACAACUCGCAAGUGUGGCGUGUGAGCUGGAACAUCACCAGCACCUUGCUGGCCUCCUCUGGAGAUGAUGGCUGUGUGCGUCUAUGGAAAGCCAACUACAUGGACAACUGGAAGUGCACGGGCAUCUUGAAGGGAGACGGCAGCCCACUGACUGGUUCAUCUGGUCAGCCCACAGCCAUGAGAACCGUGGUGGGCUCCUCUGCUCAGACCGCCCAGAAUGCCCUAAAUGGAAUUUCCGCAGGAAGGUAUUUCUUUCCCCCUCUGGAUCCUCCCAUAGCCGGAACCAGACAUGGUCACCUGCUGCCUCCCCCCUCACUCAUAGAACACUGUGAAUCUGAGCACAAUCAGCCUCAGCAACAGUCUGUUUCACGCAGACUUUCCUCAAGAUCACUGGUGUCCUUACCGGAGUCUGACGGACAAUAAUGCUGCAUAUCAACUGUGAAUUGGCUAUAAUUAAUUCACAAUAUGAUUGGAGAGGUGGGCCACACAUUGGCUUCUAUAUGUAUUUUUGUCCUUUAUGUUUUUCACUGCAUGUAAACAUGAAAAUAAAUGCUCUUUCAUUCACCAUGCAACUGAA
Syngnathus acus (greater pipefish) is the source of this 1664-nucleotide messenger RNA. It is a transcript of the gene seh1l, whose product is annotated as SEH1-like (S. cerevisiae). Gene Ontology annotation, biological process: cellular response to amino acid starvation; positive regulation of TORC1 signaling. Bases 263 to 1510 code for a protein of 415 amino acids. Gene Ontology annotation, molecular function: protein binding; structural molecule activity. Gene Ontology annotation, cellular component: Seh1-associated complex; nuclear pore outer ring. The record is from RefSeq and is a predicted model, not a curated record. The transcript has 9 exons. NCBI's taxonomy places the organism in Eukaryota, Metazoa, Chordata, Actinopteri, Syngnathiformes, Syngnathidae.